Messenger RNA from Emericellopsis cladophorae, 2604 nucleotides. Its product is annotated as U3 small nucleolar RNA-associated protein-like protein. Gene Ontology annotation, cellular component: 90S preribosome; t-UTP complex; small-subunit processome. Gene Ontology annotation, biological process: maturation of SSU-rRNA from tricistronic rRNA transcript (SSU-rRNA, 5.8S rRNA, LSU-rRNA). Bases 1 to 2604 code for a protein of 867 amino acids. Lineage: Eukaryota; Fungi; Ascomycota; Sordariomycetes; Hypocreales; Bionectriaceae. Gene Ontology annotation, molecular function: protein binding; RNA binding. The record is from RefSeq and is a predicted model, not a curated record. The transcript has 2 exons.
AUGUCCCAUUUCGCUGCCAUGGACGUUCAUCGCUGUCGCUUCGUACCCUUCCAGCCCUCAGGCAUUAACUCGGUCGCCUUUUCGCACACGAAAACCCGUUCUGCCCGGCAUGGCGCCCUGGCUCGAAUGGCCGUUGGCCGCGCCAAUGGCGACGUCGAGAUCUGGAAUCCAGCCAACGGCGCGUGGCAGCAAGAGACGAUCCUCCGGGGCGGUAAGGACAGGAGCAUCGAGAGUCUUGUCUGGGUGAACGAGCCGGACACCGAAGUCAGCGACGGACGUACCAUCCUCGGCAAGUCGCGCCUCUUCAGCGUUGGGUAUUCCUCGACAGUCACCGAGUGGGAUCUCGAAAAGGGCCGGCCCAAAAGACACGCGAGCGGGCAGCACGGACACAUCUGGUGUAUGGCUGCCAUACCGGCCGAGGCUGGCAAGGCCGACUCGCAGCUUGUGGUGGGUACAAACGACGGCGAGCUCGUCGUCUACUCGACCGAAGAUGGCGAUCUCCGAUUCCAGCGUGUCCUCGUCCGCUCGCCGACCAAAAAGGCGCAGAUUGUGAGCAUCGCCUUUCAGACCCGCAAGAUUGCCAUCGUCGGCUGCUCUGACAGCACGGUGCGCGCCUACGACAUCACAAACGGGCACAUGCUGCGAAGAAUGACAGUGGGCGCUGACCUGGUCGGGGGAGCCAGCAAUACGAUUGUGUGGGCGGUGCAAUCCCUAGCCAACGGCACCAUUGUGUCCGGUGAUUCUACUGGCCACCUCACAUUUUUUGACGGCAAGACGUACACGCAGAUGCAGCGCAUCCAGGGCCACAAGCAAGACAUCCUCAGUCUGGCUGUCUCCUUUGACGGCAAGACAAUCUUCAGUGGCGGUAUGGACCGCAAGACAGUCCUGUACAAGCAAGGCAGCUCUUCGGACAAGCGCUGGGGCAAGUCCUGGGGUCGCCGGUAUCACGAGCACGACGUCAAGUCGUUAGCGACCUUUGAGAGUGGUCCGACAAGUGUUCUAGUUUCGGGAGGUCCCGACACAAAUCUGGCUGUCAUGCCUCUCAAGCAGAUGGGCAAGGAGAACCACCGUAUCUUGUCAAGCCUGCCGCAGCAACCACCCCUCGCUUCCGCGCCAGCCAGUCGCUUCGUCGUGAGCUGGUGGGAGCGUCAAGUGCACAUCUGGGUGAUUCACAAAUCCGCCAAUGACAUUAUGAGUGGCGCCGACGAGGAUAUCGAUCUCAGUCAAAACCGCAAACUCCUCAAGACUAUUAUCAUCAAGGGCGACUCCAACAUCUCCGAUGCGACCAUCAGCGAGUGCGGCACCUUCCUCGUCGUAUCGACUUCGACCGAUGUGAAGGCGUUCAAGAUCGACCUCCCGACAGUCGAGGAGCCUGGUUACGUCCUGCAACCAUCCGAUCUCGAGAUGUCGACGGUGGAGGUCCCAGCGCGACUCCGGAAACUGGGUGCCUCGAAGCUGCAACUAUCGCGCGACCUCAAGUGGCUCUGUGUCGUUAGUGAGGGAUCAGCUGUCCGCGUGGUUGAGGUUGAGCGCGAAGAGGACGACAUCCGACUUGGGCCGAUCCGAAGGCUGCGCCGCUUGCAACGGAGCGUGCCGCGCUACAUCCGCAUUGGUGGCAUGGGCAACUAUGAACGGACCAUUACACACACCAUCUUCAGCCCCGACUCGAAAAUGCUGGCGACGGCGGACCUUGCGGGCUACAUUGACACAUGGGUUCUCAACGCCGAGUCGCAGCACGGUGACGCUGCCAAAAACGGUGAGCCAGGGCAGACCUCUUCCGGGAGCGAGUCCUCGGACAGUGAGGAAGAGUCUGUGGCCGAGGGCAGCGACACUUGGACCCGCAAUCCCAACGGCAAGCUCCUCCCCAAACUGCCAGCGGCCCCAGCCGUGCUCUCCUUCUCGGCUCAAGUACCCGGAGAAGACGGGGCUACGGACUACAUUCUACUGGGCGUCACCGGGCAGUGGACAGUGAACCUCUUCCAUCCCCUGCAAGGCUCGCUGACGCCGUGGUCGAGACGGCACCCCAAAAAGGCGCUCCCCGCACCCUUCCAGGACCUCCUCGACCUCGCCAAGGGCUGCUUCUGGCAGGGUACCCGGGUAUGGAUCUAUGGCGUGUCGUUCCUGGGCAUGCUGGACACAAGCCUCGACCUGCCCAGGCCGAGCGACGUGUCCGAGAGCGAGGCUGAGGCGGCGGGCAUGAAGCGCAAGCGCACCGGGUACGCCACGGGGGCCGGCAGCAAGAUGGCCCAGAGCAGCCUCGUGCCGCACCGCAUCAGCCGCCACGUCAACGGGGCCACGGACGAGGAUAUUGACAUGGACGACGUGACCCGUUCCGACGACGAGCAUGAGGGUGUGCACAGCGAUGACGAGGCCGCUGACGCCGCCGCCGGCCAGCUCGUCCAGACACGCAACGGUCAGGAGGGCAGCAGUGGGGAGUUGUCGCAGCCCAACUCGCACAAGAAGUCCUGGUGGAUGACCUACAAGUACCGACCUGUGUUUGGCGUGGUGGCCCUGAGCGAGACCGAGGUUGUGCUCGUGGAGAGGCCGCUGUGGGACGUGGACGUGCCAGACAGGUUCAUCGCCGGGGAGCCCUGGGAGAGGUGA